Sphenostylis stenocarpa is the source of this 714-nucleotide messenger RNA. The record is from the annotation of a GenBank genome assembly. NCBI's taxonomy places the organism in Eukaryota, Viridiplantae, Streptophyta, Magnoliopsida, Fabales, Fabaceae.
AUGUGCCAUUCAUUUUUCAUCAAAUCAAAACAGGGAAAGAUGGGAGUGGCUCUUUAUUUGGACACCAUAUUCAUCCCUUUGAGUCUCUUCAUCACAGUGAGUUACCAUGCCUAUCUUUGCCACACCAUCAAAAACAACCCUUCACGUACAACUUAUGGCAUCGACAAGCUCCAAAGAACAACUUGGGGUCUUAAUUUAAAUCAGGGUGAUGCCAGCAAAGCUAUGUUGACAGUGCAGAGCUUGAGGAACACUCUUAUGUCCACAAUUCUGACAGCUUCCAUAACCAUUCUCAUCAACUUGGGUUUGGCAGCUUUGAGCAACAACACCUACAAUGCUAGCCAUCUCUUUAGCAGUGGGUUUUUUGGCUCAAAGUCAGAUAAAAUCUUUGUUUUGAAGUAUGGAUCAGCUUCAAUUUGUUUGGUGAUGAGCUUCGUGUUCAGCUCCAUGGCCAUAGGGUAUCUGAUUGAUGCCAAUUUUCUGAUGAAUGCAUAUGGGGAGUUCUUGUCAGGGGGUUACACACAAAACAUCUUAGAAAGAGGCUUCACCUUGGCUCUGGUGGGAAAUAGGGUGCUUUGUGUUGCUGUUCCUUUGAUGCUAUGGAUGCUGGGUCCUGUUCCAGUACUUUUGGCUUCCUUGGUGUUGGUUUUUGUCCUGCAUGAGUUGGACUUUGUCUGCAAAUCCCCUCACAACCAUAAGCAAUGUAUCAUUGCAUAA